Messenger RNA from Cercopithifilaria johnstoni, 825 nucleotides. Lineage: Eukaryota; Metazoa; Nematoda; Chromadorea; Rhabditida; Onchocercidae. The record is from the annotation of a GenBank genome assembly.
AUGUUUAAUCACUACAUUCUAUCUCUUAUUGUAAUUACUCUCAUUAGCAAUGAAGCAUUUAUAUUACAGUGCCAAAACUGUCGAUGCAUACCGGAUUAUUGUACACAAACGGUACCUCGAUCAUUAUGCCCUUGUGAUGGAACACAAACACCGUGUAGUCGUACAACUGCUGAAAUGCAGGCUGUCACUAGUGCAAGAAGUGUCCAGCAACAACAACAAUUUAUGAUACCACAAGCACCGGCCGUGAAAUAUGUCCUCAUCCAACAUCCAGUUCAAUCAGUACCAGUACAAACACCUGGUCAGGUUAUGAUAGAGAAUCAGCAACAGCAGCAAAUCAUGCAAACGUUAACUUCGUUGCAACAACAAAUUUUACCUCAACAAAUAAGAAUAAGUGGAAUACAGCAACCGAGUAUACCACCUGUCUAUGUUGUCCGAACUAUUGAGCAACCGGCUCAGGUGUUAGGACAAAUACAACAAAUAUCAGAACCAGUGAUUCCAUCACAAUAUGUGCCUGCGAUGCCAAUGCAGCAAGCGCAAGUGAUGCUUGUGCCUUCGGUGCAACAAGUGAUACCGCAAACGCAACCGUUCAUUUCACCCUUUCAAUUUUCUAUGCAGACAGUUACUUUGCAAGUUCCAGUAACAAUGGCAGAACACUGUACUCCUCGAAUAAAUGCUUGUCCACUUGGAUUACCAUCUAUUCAUGCUGUCACAGAAUGUGACAAUAUCACCAAUACUCCAGCCACACGUUGUGUUACAGUGGAAGAAGCACGAAAACUAUACACUUGUCUUCCAAAUUUUAAUUUCAAUAAAUUGUGGGACAAUUAA